CGAACUCACUGCCUUUGCAGCUAGCUCAGCAGCUAACUGUUAGUGUGUAGCUGAUCUAAGAUCUCCGACCUGCUGUAUCACGUGAUCACGCUCAGGAUGAUGAAGACGAUGAUAAUGGAGGUUUAAACUGGUUGUGGUGUCUAUCUGAGGUCCAGCUGGAGGGUCAGAAGGUCAGUGAACGUCUCAUUUCAGCUUCAGGAUGAGCACCCGAGGAGCUCAGAGGGAGGAAGAGGAGGAAGACUUCUACGACUGUCAGGAUAGCAUGGAGACGAAGGAGGAAGAGAAGGAGGAAGAGCUUCCGAAAACAGACAGAAUAUGUGGGAGAGGAGACGCAGAGAGGGAGCGAUGGACAGAGGGAGAAGGGGAGGAAAAGGACCAUCAGGAGGAAGAGGAGCGUCAGGUCUUUCAGGAUUCAGAUGAAGAAACGUCCAGAGUGGAGUUUGACGAUGACUACCUGAGGGAGGUGGAGAAGGAGCUGACGGAGGAGGAGAAGGAGAGUCGUCGGCAGCAGAGCAUCGCUCUGAAGGAAACGGGAAACGGCCUAUUCAAAGCUGGAGACUGGAAAGAGGCGGAGCUAAGCUACACACAGGCCUUGGCUCUAUGUCCGGUUAGCUGCAGCAGAGAGAGAGCGGUGUUGUUCUCCAACCGAGCGGCUGCCUGGCUGCCCCUGGAGCUGAAGGACGAGGCCAUCUCAGACUGCAGCAGAGCAAUAGACCUGGAUCCGGAGUACCUGCGGGCGCUAUUGAGGAGGGCAGAGCUUUAUGAGAAGUCAGAGAAGCUUGAUGAAGCUCUGGAGGACUACAAAAAGGUUCUGGAGCGAGAUCCAAGCCACAACGGAGCCCGGCAGGCCUGCAUGCGGCUGCCUCAGCAGAUUCAGGAGCGAAACGAGAAGCUAAAGGAGGAGAUGAUGGGUAAGCUGAAGGACCUGGGCAACCUGAUCCUGCGGCCGUUCGGACUCUCCACCAGCAACUUCCAGAUCAAUCAGGACCCGUCCAGCGGUUCCUACUCCAUCAACUUCGUCCAGAACCCCAAUAACGACCACACUGGAUGAUGUAAUCAUGACAUCACAGAAACAGAUUAUCAAACGAAUGGUUGAGGUUCCUGAUUGGUUAAAGCUACAGGAUACUUCAGGUACCCCAGGACAUUGCAUCGCCAGACUUCAGACUCGACCAAUCAGGAGCUUGCUUUCUGAUUACAUAACCUGCUGUAUCAGCUGUUAAUAAAGCAAACAAGAAGUGAUGC
Poecilia latipinna (sailfin molly) is the source of this 1242-nucleotide messenger RNA. RefSeq names its product tetratricopeptide repeat domain 1 (gene ttc1). The record is from RefSeq and is a predicted model, not a curated record. Gene Ontology annotation, molecular function: protein binding. The transcript has 10 exons. Lineage: Eukaryota; Metazoa; Chordata; Actinopteri; Cyprinodontiformes; Poeciliidae. The coding region runs from base 200 to 1051 and encodes 283 amino acids.